UCAGGGCUGCCAAGCGCUUGCGAGGUAUGCUCCAUGCCAUUCGCAAAAAAGGUGCCCGCCCAUAUUGGAUCCCACCAGAAGUUCUUGGUGAAUUGAUGAGACGUCGGGACACUAAUGCCUAUAGACAAUUACAGGCGAGAAAUACAGCUGCCAGGAAAUCGACUCGAGGUACCUCCCUUCACACUGCAGGAGGCACCACCUUUCCCGAAGCGAGGUUACGCUUGAAUCAUUCACUUGGAAUACCAUCACGUAUGGAUGAGUUUUUUGAGCACACUCAUACUCGCAAAGAGGAUAGGACUCAAUGGGUUGAUAAACACUCCCAAAAGACAAAGGAUAUAUUUCAAGAGCGUAUGUUUCAGGCUGAGUAAGAAUGGCAGGCUGCUAUAGAGUCUGGUGUAACUGAUCCACCGCCUGUGUCUGAGGAAAGCAUACAGAUUGAGAC
Molecule: messenger RNA, 442 nt
Organism: Arachis ipaensis
Lineage: Eukaryota; Viridiplantae; Streptophyta; Magnoliopsida; Fabales; Fabaceae
Source: RefSeq, a predicted model, not a curated record